UAGAAGGUAGCGCUGCCCUCGUGACAGAAAUACGUAGAUGACCUUAAGCGAGUCCAGGAGGUUCAAGUCUAGCAUUGCUGUGCGCCCCUCCAGAGUAACUUCAGGGCGAACCGAGUGUGCUGUGCGGUGUUCGUCGAUGGCCGGUUCUCAGACUACCGGGAUCACGGAGAAGCGGGGCCGGUUUGGCCGCAUGAGAGUCCUUCGCUCCGCCGUGUUGCUGGGGCUGUGUGUCUGCGCGCUCAGGUGUGCGGAAGGCACCAAGUUAAGCAACAUCGUCCUCAUUCUGACGGACGACCAGGAUGUGGUUCUCGGAGGGAUGGUGAGAGUCCGCUUUUCUGGACCCCCUGGCCUGAUUCGUGCUCACUCCGAGUUCGGCUGCCUUGCUCCCCAGUUCACGGUGACCCCCCUGUGCUGCCCUAGCCGCAGCAGCGUCCUCUCGGGGAAGUACCCCCACAACCACGGGGUGCGGAACAACUCCCUGAACGGCAACUGCAGCAGCGCGGACUGGCAGAGAACCCAGGAGCCCCAGGCCUUUCCCGUCUACCUGCAGAAGCGCUCCUACCAGACCUUCUUCGCUGGCAAAUACCUGAACCAGUACGGCAAGCCUCAGGCUGGUGGGGUGAGCCACGUGCCCCCAGGCUGGCACCAGUGGCAUGGGUUGGUGGGGAAUUCUCAAUACUAUAACUACACCUUGUCUGUGAAUGGAAAGGAGGAGAAACAUGGGGACCAGUACAAGACUGACUACCUCACCGAUCUCAUUGUGGACAGGUCUCUGCGGUUCCUGGACCAGCGGAGGUAUCCGUUUUUCAUGAUGCUGGCACCCCCUGCCCCACACUCCCCCUGGACCUCUGCACCCCAGUACCAGAACACCUUCGGCAACAUCAAGGCGCCCCGAGAUGGCAGCUUCAACAAACCUGGGGGAAAGGACAAGCACUGGCUCCUGAGGCAGCCACACAACCCCAUGACUAACAGCUCUAUCAAUUUCCUGGACAACGCGUUUCGCAGAAGGUGGCAGACUCUCCUGUCAGUGGAUGACCUGGUGGAAAAGGUAGUCCAGAAACUGGAGGAUCUGAAGCAGCUGAAUGACACCUACAUCUUCUACACCUCCGAUCAUGGCUACCAUACAGGGCAGUUCUCCUUGCCCAUUGACAAGCGGCAGCUGUACGAGUUUGACAUCAGAGUCCCUCUCCUGGUGAGAGGCCCUGGGAUCAAGCCCAAGCAGACCCUGCAGGCACCAGUGCUGAACAUUGACCUGGGCCCUACCUUCCUGGACAUCGCAGGAGUCAACGUGUCCCAGACACCCAUGGAUGGACAGUCCUUCCUCCCCUUCAUGGCCCCCUCUCUGCGAAACGGCUCCGUGCGCCCCUACUUCCUGGUGGAGCACACAGGGGAGGGGCACUCUGAUCAAGACCCUGCCUGCCCUUCUCUUGGCCCGGGGCUAUCUCAAUGCUUCCCAGACUGUGUGUGUGAAGACGCCUUCAAUAACACGUAUGCCUGCGUGAGGACACUGAGUGAUUACAACCUGCAGUACUGCGAGUUUGCAGACAGCGAGUCCUUUGUGGAGGUCUACAACCUGACCUCUGACCCUCACCAACUGGAGAAUGUUGUCAAGAAGGUGGACCCCACCCUCCUGCAGACUAUGAACCAACGUUUGAUCAAGCUACAGUCCUGCUUGGGCGAGUCCUGCAGGGUCUACAAGCAGUAGCUGAGCAGGCCAGAGACUGUGUGGCCUCUCAGUCAGCAAGGAUGUGAAGCACUUUACUGGGUGGAAGGGACUGGAGCCGUCUGCUCUGUACUUCAAUGUGAAACCAAAGAUUUUACUUUUUCAAACUUGUGUUUCCUUUCUUUUGUCCAAAUUAAUCGUUCGUUUUGUUUUAAAAAUCGAGACUUUUCUGAUCGAGUCCUGAGGGAGUGUUAGGGUUUGAGGAGAACAGCACACAGGCCUGUGGGGCUCAGUUUAAUAACACUAAUGAAGAGUGCGGGCCUGUUUUCAAGACAAAGGUGGCUUUAACUAAUCCCUUGCAGUGAAGCAGAAUUGAAAGCCAUGAAUUCACUUUUGUUAUGUGCUGGAGUCUGCUGUUGGUAAAGUGAACGAACUGUAUAAAACUGUAUUCCUCUUUUGGAGACGAAGGGGUCGUCUGUAUUCUGUACAGUCACAAUGGUUUCGCUCAAUACAGGCCUGAAAGGGGCUGCUUGUAUCAGUCAGAUACAAUACAGUGUAAAAACAGGGCUUUUUUUCUACAGUCAGAUCUUUCAGAGAUAGGUGCUCAUCCUUAACCAGGAGCACAGUUGACUCGUUUUGAGCUGUAGCAGGAGCACCCUGAACUCUGCCACAGACUCUUUGUUUCUUAUAAUAAAAAAAAAUAAAAAUAACCACUGUGAGGAAA
Messenger RNA from Lepisosteus oculatus (spotted gar), 2387 nucleotides. The record is from RefSeq and is a predicted model, not a curated record. Lineage: Eukaryota; Metazoa; Chordata; Actinopteri; Semionotiformes; Lepisosteidae.